ACCCCCUCUCCUUUAUUUUCUUCUAUCUUUUCUCUCUCUUUGAGGGUUUAACAUAGGAAAUCUUGGAUCAUUUCAAUCACAGAAAAGUGAAGAAACCAAAAAAGUAAGAGUGCAUAUUUCAAUUAAUUACUAGAUUUUUGUACUUUAGAUUUGGUUUAACUCAAAAAAACGUGCUUAAAUAUUUAUAAAUUCAUUCUCCUUUCCCUUCUUCUUCCUUUCUUUCCAUUUUAUCUAAUGUGAAUUUUUGAGCCGAGGGUCUUCCAGAAACAGUCUUUCUAUCUCCACAAGUUAGGAGAGGAAGAAGAGGAAGUUGGAGAAGGAAUAAGGUGAAUGGGAAUAAGAGCAAUAUUACAAGAGAGAUGACAUGGUGCAAUGAAUCAAAUGAUCAAGAAUCACUCCAAUUAAUCCAAACUCCAUUAGAGGAAAAAAGUGUGAUCAUCUCAAAAUUUGGAACAAUAACUUGCCCUUCAUGUGGCCAUAGCAUAGAGCUUCAAGAUCAGAGGGGAAUACAUGAUUUGCCUGGUCUACCAGCUGGAGUGAAAUUUGAUCCUUCUGAUCAAGAAAUUCUUGAGCAUUUAAAAGCAAAGGUAUUUUCAGAUACCAAUAAACUUCAUCCUCUAAUUAACGAAUUCAUUCCAACCAUUGAUGGAGAAAAUGGAAUUUGCUACACUCAUCCAGAGAAACUACCAGGAGUGAAUAAAGAAGGUCAAAUCCGUCAUUUUUUUCACAGGCCUUCAAGAGCAUACACAACAGGAAGUAGAAAAAGGAGAAAAAUUCAUACAAAUACUGAAGAUGGUGAAACAAGAUGGCAUAAAACUGGAAAAACAAGACCAGUUUUUAUAAGUGGAGUUUUAAAAGGUUAUAAAAAGAUUUUAGUACUUUACACAAAUUAUGGAAGGCAAAGAAAACCAGAAAAAACCAAUUGGGUAAUGCAUCAAUAUCACUUAGGUGAUAAUGAGGAGGAAAAAGAAGGUGAAUUAGUGGUUUCUAAAGUUUUUUACCAAACACAGCCUAGACAAUGUGGAUCAAGAAUAUCUUUAAUUAGGCAAGAUAAUAAUCCUAUUAUAAAAACCCCAAAUUUUAUUGAUUAUUACAACCCUCCUUUCAUUUCGUACCAAGAUGAUAAUUCAUCUAUUUUAAAUGUAACUUCAAAUAAUGCAAGCAAAGAAUGAGGAAGUUGUAAGAAAAAGAAAUUAAUGUUAUUAGGUUAAACAUUGACAUGAACAAUUUGGGUGGGGGUUGUUGUAUGAAUAAGUUAAGAUUGAGGUACUGAAGAAGAUGGAGGAAUAAAAAUUUAUGUUGCUCGGACUCUUAAAAAUAUCGUUGAAUAUGUGUAUGAUCCUCCAAAAAUAAUGCGUUUUUGGAGGAUCCAAUUUAGGUACAACAAUAUUUGUGGAAAGUCCGAACAAUAUAAAUAAGUUGUUACUUUUAACCAAAUACUUAGAUAUGUUUCAUACUUUCCUUGUAAUUAUGAAAACAAGAGGGAGCAAUGAUAUUGUUGGUUACGACCUUUUUAUUUUCUUCUUUUAAGGUAGUGAAUAGAGUGUUACGUUCAUUAUUUAUAUAUAGUACUUGUUAUUGAUGAGUUAAUGUACUUAAAAUGUAAUGUGAAC
Molecule: messenger RNA, 1613 nt
Organism: Nicotiana attenuata
Lineage: Eukaryota; Viridiplantae; Streptophyta; Magnoliopsida; Solanales; Solanaceae
Product: NAC domain-containing protein 73-like
Exons: 4
Coding region: 360-1172 (270 amino acids)
Biological process (GO): regulation of DNA-templated transcription
Cellular component (GO): nucleus
Molecular function (GO): DNA-binding transcription factor activity; transcription cis-regulatory region binding
Source: RefSeq, a predicted model, not a curated record